GAUAUUUGAAUGUCGUCGACAUCGUCCACAUAUCCGACGGAGUUCACAUUCACUGCGCGCGUACUGCAGAGAAGAUCCCGAUGACCCAAGCACCUCAAAAAUCGCAAAAUAAUUGAAAGAGAUUCACCUUCAUGAGACGAUAAUUUAUUGUUCAAUGGCAUCACUGAUUGCAACUUCGGCAGUUUUGUGUUCUUUCACUGUCAAUAAACGGGCUGUAUUUUCUUUUUCUUCUGCAAUUUCAUACCCCCAAAACCCAAUUCUUUGUUUCUCCACUUGCGUUUGUCCACUGGGUCUCACUCCCUAUUCUCAAUGGAGUGGACUGAAGAAUCUGGGUGUCUCAAUCACUCCAAAGCUUAUUAAAAAGGAGAGAAGGCGGAAGUGUAAAGACAUGGUGGUUCAGGCAUCUCUGUUUGGAGUUGGAGCUCCUGAGGCUCUGGUAAUUGGGGUCGUAGCUUUACUGGUUUUUGGUCCCAGAGGUCUUGCCGAGGUGGCUCGGAACCUGGGCAAGACCUUACGUGCAUUUCAACCCACAAUUAGAGAACUUCAGGAUGUGUCAAGGGAAUUCAAAAGCAGCCUGGAGCGAGAGAUUGGUCUCGACGACAUUUCAGGUUCAGCGCAAAAUAUAUAUGAUUCCGACAAAGGAAACGCUACCUUUACUCCAUCUGGUCCCAACAGGAAGGACUCGCCAACAAUGUCUGACCCCAAUGGUAUUCCAUCCCCGAAUAGAGCAUACACCAGCGAAGAAUACUUAAAAAUCACGGAGGAGCAGUUAAAAGCAUCUGCUACCCAACAGCAUCAGCCAAACCCUCCUGGAGAGAGCCAGUUGGAACCUAAAAGUCAGCCUCAAGUUACCAUUCAAGAAGCUGCAAGUGCUGUGCCUCCACCGCAAAAGCCUGAAAGUGAGAGAUGAAAUCGUGAAAGAAAAUAAUAGAAGUGAGAGAAGCCCGUCCAAUUUUCAGAAAGCUGGACACAAAACUGCUUAGACUGGAAACCUCACAGGCAUGCGGCAAGAGAAAAAUUAUUUUCACCUUUUGCAAGUUAGGGUAGCUACAAAGGAAUUAUGUAUGAAGAGGGUAUCAGUUACGCCGUGCUUAGAUCAUGCUGAAUCCGAUGUAGCAUUUAGUUUUGUGUAAAGCCUACCAAAUGCAAUUUUCUCGUACUUAUGUUACUUCUCCUAGAUUUGUAUUAUUAAUUUUUCUCCUGCUUAUAAAAAAAAAAAAGUAAAAAACUUAUGAGUUCUA
Tripterygium wilfordii is the source of this 1241-nucleotide messenger RNA. RefSeq names its product sec-independent protein translocase protein TATB, chloroplastic-like. The record is from RefSeq and is a predicted model, not a curated record. Lineage: Eukaryota; Viridiplantae; Streptophyta; Magnoliopsida; Celastrales; Celastraceae. The transcript has 6 exons. Gene Ontology annotation, biological process: protein transport. Bases 155 to 910 code for a protein of 251 amino acids.